GCUGCGGGGGCGUUCGGUUAGGCUGCGGGCUCGCUGUGCUUUGAGGCGGGCCCGGGGGCGUUGCUGGGGUGAUGGCAUCCAGCUACCACCCAAGUGCAGAGCAUUGGAAGAAAAGAGCAGCAAAAGUUGAAUUGAAUGACACCCAAAAGCAAGAAAUUAAAGAAGCCUUUGAUUUGUUUGAUGUUGAUGGGUCUGGAACCAUAGAUGUGAAAGAAUUGAAGAUUGCCAUGCGGGCCUUAGGAUUUGAACCAAAGAAAGAAGAAAUUAAAAAAAUGAUAGCUGACAUUGACAAAAACGGAAUUGGCACCAUUGGUUUUGAAGAUUUUUUUGCCAUAAUGAGUGUGAAAAUGAGUGAAAAAGAUGAAAAAGAAGAAAUAUUGAAGGCUUUCAAAUUAUUUGAUGAUGAUGAUACAGGAAGCAUAACACUAAGUAAUAUCAAGAGGGUUGCUAAGGAACUAGGAGAAAACUUAAAAGACAAUGAACUUCAGGAGAUGCUUGAUGAAGCUGAUCGUGAUGGCGAUGGGGAAAUAAAUGAGGAAGAAUUUUUGAGAAUGAUGAAAAAGACCAGUCUUUAUUAAUACUGUUUCUUUGUUCCAUUUUGAAAGUUAACGAAUUUGUAUUUGUUAUGUAGUUUCAUAAUUCAAUAGCUGAAUAUGUUAAUUCUCAAAUUGUUUAAUUAUGACAGAUUGGCCUUUUGAUGGUUAUUCCAUGUGUCAUGUGACGUUUCUAUCAAUGUAUCAUUGUUAAAGCUACAUCUCAAGAAACAAAGGAAAUGGGAUGACUUCCUUUAAGGAUGACUCUAAGGACAGUGUUAAUCUCAACUGCCAUUUUUUAAAGCUCCAGGAUCCAAAGUCUUAGGACUUUUGUUUUUUAGAGUUUAAUGAACUUGGCCCAACAUAAAUAAAUUUUGCAAACACAUCAUUACAUUCCCUAUUAUUUUCCUUUUAUGCAACUUUAAAAAUCCUGAUGAGCAUUUGCUUUUGAAUCAGUUAUUCAGGUAAAGUAUUAAAUAAAACUGUCAACUAUCUUA
Molecule: messenger RNA, 1030 nt
Organism: Echinops telfairi (small Madagascar hedgehog)
Lineage: Eukaryota; Metazoa; Chordata; Mammalia; Afrosoricida; Tenrecidae
Product: centrin-4
Exons: 5
Coding region: 72-578 (168 amino acids)
Biological process (GO): nucleotide-excision repair; centriole replication; mitotic cell cycle
Cellular component (GO): centrosome; centriole
Molecular function (GO): calcium ion binding
Source: RefSeq, a predicted model, not a curated record